Messenger RNA from Clonostachys rhizophaga, 1764 nucleotides. Lineage: Eukaryota; Fungi; Ascomycota; Sordariomycetes; Hypocreales; Bionectriaceae. The record is from the annotation of a GenBank genome assembly.
AUGGCUCAACUCUCUAAAUAUACCUACCUGUUCGCGAUUUGUACCUGCUUUUCUUUCCUUGAUGCUUGGAACAUCGGUGCCAACGAUGUCGCCAAUUCCUUUUCCACGUCGGUCUCAUCCCGGUCGCUUACCAUGAAGCAAGCCAUGGCCAUCGCGGCGGUGAUGGAGUUUAGCGGAUCCUUGGCCGUCGGCUCUCGAGUCACAGACACUAUCCGUUUGAAGAUCGUCGACCCCAAGCUAUACGAGCAGGAACCGAGCGUUCUGCUUCUCGCUAUGACUUGCACCAUCAUAGCCUCGGCUAUUUUCCUGACUUUUGCGACGAGGCAGGGGCUCCCCGUCUCGACGACACAUUCGCUUGUUGGUGGUCUCGUCGGUGCUGCUACCGCUUCGGUUGGGAUCACAAAGGUCGACUGGUCUAUCAAUGGUGCUUCUCAAGUCUUUGCCGCAUGGUUCGUUGCGCCGGGCAUCUCGGGCUGCCUGGGCGCAGCCCUGUUUCUCUUUACCAAAUACUUUAUCCUUACGAAACACAAUGCUCCUCGCAAGGCGUUCUAUUCUAUUCCUGUGUACACCUUCAUCACGGUUGGCCUGUUAACCAUGCUUCUUGCCUGGAAGGGUGUGCAGACUAGAGUCGAUCUGACCACCGAGCAGGUUAUCAUGGCCGUGUUCAUCACAGGUGGAGGCGCCACCGCCCUAGAAGUUUUCUUUGUCCUCCCUUUUAUCUGGCGCAAGAUCAUGAUAGAGGAUUGGCAGCUCCGCUGGUGGGAUGUCUGGCAAGGGCCCUGGCUGUUGAAACGACCCCCUCCGCCACCCACGCCGCCUAAUAUCUCGAGGGGGAACGUCAAGAACUAUUAUCGUGGCCAUCUCACCCGUGACGAGUUGAACCAGAUCCGGCGGUCAGAGACGUUGAUGCAGUCGGUCCAGAAUUCGCCCAACUUGCCUUCGACCUUGGACAAGGACGACAACAACGACGAGAUACAGAUCCUUCCACCACCGGCGAUCAGUAUCACGGAGCCCCCACCAGUAGCCCGCGAAGAGGAACGAGAUGCGGCGGGAACGGUCAACGAUGAGUUGAUCCCUCCGAAGCCUCCGGGUCCUUGGUACACCGUCCACGUCCUUAUCUGGUACGUCAACCGAGUCCUGCUGCGCGGUCUGGAAAAGGACGUCGUCAUGAUGCAGAAGCGCAACGCCGUUCUGUCCUGGAACCUCGACGAUAUGCAUGCCCGCGCCGCGCACUACGACAACAGGGCAGAGUACAUGUACUCGGCGCUGCAGAUCCUCACAGCCGCGACGGCCAGCUUCAUCCACGGCGCCAACGACGUCAGCAACUCUAUCGGGCCGUUCACGUCGGCGUACCAUGUCUGGAGCACAGGAGAGAUCCCCAGCCAGGUGGGAGUACCGCUCUGGAUCCUGGCCAUGGGUGGUUGUGGUAUCGUGAUUGGGUUGUUGACGUACGGGUACCAUGUUAUGAGGAACAUGGGAAAUCGGCUGACGCUGAUAUCGCCGAGCCGCGGGUUCUGCAUGGAGCUCGCGAGCGCCAUGACGAUUCUCAUUGCAACGCGGCUGUCGUUGCCUGUGUCUACUACUCAAUGUAUUGCCGGCGCUCUGGUUGGCGUCGGACUUGCCAAUGGUGAUUGGCGAUGUAUCAAUCUGCGCCUGGUUGCGUGGAUAUAUGGCGGUUGGAUCAUCACACUGCCUUGUACGGCGUUUAUGAGCGGGUCUCUGAUGUCGCUGAUUAUCAAUGCCCCGAGAUGGGAUAAUAAUUAA